Molecule: messenger RNA, 219 nt
Organism: Aspergillus niger
Lineage: Eukaryota; Fungi; Ascomycota; Eurotiomycetes; Eurotiales; Aspergillaceae
Exons: 1
Coding region: 1-219 (72 amino acids)
Source: RefSeq, a predicted model, not a curated record
AUGACUACUAUAGAUGAUAUAUCAAGUCUAGAAUGUUUGUAUAGGCAAACAAUGAGACUGAAUCCCUACACCGCCAGUUUGAGUCUGGCUACUACGUCUACAUUGACUACUCCGUAUGACUGCAUAGUACGAUCCACUGGUGAAUUGGUCCCUGCUGAAAUGGUUCCUACUGAAAGAAUACAAGCCACCAAAUCCCUUACCAGCAGCAUCGCCAAUUAA